Messenger RNA from Tupaia belangeri chinensis (Chinese tree shrew), 1552 nucleotides. It is a transcript of the gene PIP4P1, whose product is annotated as phosphatidylinositol-4,5-bisphosphate 4-phosphatase 1. Gene Ontology annotation, cellular component: plasma membrane; late endosome membrane; lysosomal membrane. Gene Ontology annotation, biological process: phosphatidylinositol dephosphorylation. The record is from RefSeq and is a predicted model, not a curated record. Gene Ontology annotation, molecular function: phosphatidylinositol-4,5-bisphosphate 4-phosphatase activity. The transcript is spliced from 7 exons. Bases 1 to 855 code for a protein of 284 amino acids. NCBI's taxonomy places the organism in Eukaryota, Metazoa, Chordata, Mammalia, Scandentia, Tupaiidae.
AUGGCGGCAGAUGGAGAGCGUUCCCCGCUGCUCUCCGAGCCCAUCGAUGGUGGCGCCGGUGGCAACGGUCUAGUGGGGCCGGGCGGGACUGGUGCCGGGCCUGGGGGAGGCCUGACCCCCUCCGCACCACCGUACGGAGCCGGUAAACAUGCCCCGCCCCAGGCGUUUCCCCCAUUCCCUGAGGGGCAUCCAGCCGUGUUGCCUGGGGAAGACCCACCGCCCUACUCACCCUUGACUAGCCCAGAUAGUGGGAGUGCCCCCAUGAUCACCUGCCGAGUCUGCCAAUCUCUCAUCAACGUGGAAGGCAAGAUGCAUCAGCAUGUAGUCAAAUGUGGUGUCUGCAAUGAAGCCACCCCAAUCAAGAACGCACCUCCAGGGAAAAAGUAUGUUCGCUGUCCAUGUAACUGUCUCCUUAUCUGCAAAGUGACUUCCCAGCGGAUUGCCUGCCCAAGGCCCUACUGCAAAAGAAUCAUCAACUUGGGGCCUGUGCAUCCAGGACCUCUGAGUCCAGACCCACAACCUGUAGGCGUCAGGGUCAUCUGUGGACAUUGCAAAAAUACUUUUCUGUGGACAGAGUUCACAGACCGAACUUUGGCACGCUGCCCUCACUGCAGAAAAGUGUCAUCUAUUGGACGCAGAUAUCCGCGAAAGAGAUGUAUCUGCUGCUUUUUGCUUGGCUUACUCUUGGCAGUCACUGCCACUGGCCUUGCUUUUGGCACAUGGAAGCAUGCACGACGAUACGGAGGCAUUUAUGCAGCCUGGGCGUUUGUCAUCCUGUUGGCUGUGCUGUGUUUGGGACGGGCCCUCUAUUGGGCCUGUAUGAAGGUCAGCCACCCUGUUCAGAACUUUUCCUGAGCCCCACCCAUGAUGACCCACAGACUGUGCCUGGCCCCUCCCUGGUGGGGGACAGUGACACUACAGGGGAGCUGGGAUAAAGGCUCCCUGGGCUUCGAUAAAGAAGCCAAGCAGCUGCCUUCCUUUUUCCUGGGGAGAAGUAGGAAGGAACCAGGCCCUUACUUAGGUUUGGAGUAGUAGAUGAGGCCACUACUGGCCAUCUGCUUUCCUCCAAGGGUUGCUGUGUUUAGGGUGAAGUAGGCAAAAUGUUGCCCCUAAACCUGGGUCCUAAAGAUGGUUCUAGCCUUGUCCUUCCUAUAUACUCCCUGAGAGCCAUUCCUGUCCCUUAAACAUUCCAGGGCAGGGUGAGGGUGGGUAGCCCUGGGGGUUCCCCUCCCUCUUGUGCACCAUUAGGACCUUGCUGCUGCUAUUGCACUUACCAGGGGCUGGCUCUGGCCUCAGUACCCUCCUUCCCCCACUUUCCCUGUCCUGUGGGGGUGGGGUCAGCCGCUGCUCUGUACAGAACCACAAGAACUGAUGUAUAUAUAACUAUUUAAUGUGGGGUGUGUUCCCCGUCCUGUAUCUCCCUUAAUUCCUCCUUCCAACCUUCCUUACUCCCCAGUUGCAGUAUUUAACUGAACUGGGUAGGGUUGCUGUUUGGGGGAGGUUAGGGACUCAUCCUGUGCUUGUAAAUAAAAAAGGUCAUGAUUCUACCCUU